Molecule: messenger RNA, 493 nt
Organism: Diuraphis noxia (Russian wheat aphid)
Lineage: Eukaryota; Metazoa; Arthropoda; Insecta; Hemiptera; Aphididae
Product: ATP synthase subunit s, mitochondrial-like
Source: RefSeq, a predicted model, not a curated record
UUUGGAUGAUGUUCGCAUCAAGGAAAUUGGCCCUAACUUGGCAUGCGCCGAAUGGCUCAUGAAAAAUGGGGCCCAAGUCAGAUGGAAAGGUUGUAAAGAAUAUGUCCACCAUUAUGAUUGCCUGCCCAAUGCAACACCAGUACACCGUGAACAGUUUCAAAUACAGCAAGUUUAUGCAGGAAAAGAAGCAUCAAUCUCUCAUUUAGGGUUUAGUUAUUUUAAAAAUUGUAAACAUAUUUCUGAAGUGGAAUUUGAMGGAUGUAACUCAAUUAAUAAUAAAGCAUUAAUGAAACUUAAUAUAAUGAAAGAUUACUUGACAAGUUUGAAAAUUAUUAACUGUGUAAAUGUUUCUGACAAAGGAAUAAUGUCACUAGAACAUCUUCAAGCAUUAAAAUACUUGGAAUUGAAAAAUAUAACAUUUUUAAGUAAACCUGAAAAAACGAUCAGCCUUCUGAAGACAAAGUUACCAGAAUGCAACAUAGAAUACAAAUGA